Brachypodium distachyon (stiff brome) is the source of this 1579-nucleotide messenger RNA. Its product is annotated as UDP-galactose transporter 1. Gene Ontology annotation, cellular component: Golgi apparatus. The coding region runs from base 228 to 1250 and encodes 340 amino acids. The record is from RefSeq and is a predicted model, not a curated record. The transcript has 5 exons. Lineage: Eukaryota; Viridiplantae; Streptophyta; Magnoliopsida; Poales; Poaceae. Gene Ontology annotation, molecular function: antiporter activity.
AGGAGGAGGGGGGGGCCUCAGGCAGCUUCGUUCUUCUUUGUCUUCUCUUCUUCCUUGGCAGACGGCUCCCUUGUUUCUUCCUCGUCCUUUUCUCUCCCCCUCGCAUCGCAAGCAACCAAUUUCCUUCUGUGAGACGAGAGGUUGUGUUGGUGCGCGGGGGAGGGGAAAGGACUGCUGCCUGCGCUUUCUCCGCCGCCCGCCCAACAGAUUCAGUCAGUGAUUCAGAUAUGGAGGCGGCCGGCGGCGGGCUGGGCUCGGUGAGGGCGGUACUGGCCAUCCUGCAGUGGUGGGGCUUCAACGUCACCGUCAUCAUCAUCAACAAGUGGAUCUUCCAGAAACUGGAUUUCAAGUUUCCUCUGACGGUGUCCUGUGUCCACUUCAUAUGCUCUUCGAUUGGAGCUUAUGUCGCGAUCCACGUGCUUAAAGCAAAACCGCUCAUUCAAGUUGAACCGGAGGACCGUUGGAAAAGGAUUUUUCCAAUGUCGUUUGUGUUCUGCAUGAACAUCGUGCUAGGAAAUGUCAGCCUGCGCUACAUUCCUGUCUCUUUCAUGCAGACAAUUAAAUCGUUCACUCCUGCGACCACAGUUAUUCUUCAGUGGUUAGUUUGGAGCAAGCAUUUCGAGUGGCGCAUAUGGGCUUCACUGAUCCCCAUAGUUGGGGGAAUACUCCUAACUUCGAUGACAGAGCUUAGUUUCAACAUUUUUGGUUUCUGCGCUGCCAUGAUUGGAUGCCUCGCCACGUCUACAAAGACCAUUUUGGCAGAAUCCCUACUCCAUGGGUACAAAUUUGACAGUAUUAAUACAGUGUAUUACAUGGCACCCUUUGCCACCAUGAUUCUGGCACUACCAGCAUUGUUGCUGGAAGGCGGCGGCGUAGUUGACUGGUUCUACACGCAUGACUCAAUUGUAUCUGCGCUGAUUAUCAUUCUAGGCUCAGGAGUGCUUGCGUUUUGCCUUAACUUCUCCAUCUUCUAUGUGAUCCAUUCAACCACUGCAGUGACCUUCAAUGUUGCUGGCAACCUUAAAGUUGCUGUCGCCGUAUUUGUCUCAUGGUUAAUCUUCCGUAACCCGAUCUCUCCUAUGAACGCGAUUGGAUGCGCGAUCACGCUCGUUGGCUGUACCUUCUAUGGGUAUGUGAGGCAUCUGAUCUCCCAACAGCAGGUGGCUGCUCCAGGGAGCCCUCGGACAGCUUCGCCAAGAAGUCAGGUGGAGAUUCUCCCCCUUGUAGGUGGCAAGCAAGAGAAGGUUUAGCAGGACUACUCGUAUCGAAGAACCAUUUUCACAUUACAGUGUCGGGGUACAGAUGCUAAGUUGAGAGAAGGCAGUGCUUAGUAGGGGAGGGAGGGAAUGCAGUCUAGUAGGCGGCAAAUACGUUCUUUUGUGAAGCAUAUAUGUUGUACUGAGGUAACCUGAGAGGGUUUGUUCCUUGCUGUCAACUUAAGUAAUCACCCCAGGAUAGAAUCGGGGUUUGUGGCUUGGAUGGUGAUUCUGGUUUCUUGUUUUCCUGCCAUAUGUUAACUUUAAAUUGCUGUUAUGGAAUUAAUGUUGGAGCAAUAUGCAUCAGUUUACCUUGGAAAUUC